AUGCUGAACGAAGCUGGUCUUCAGAGCGUCAUCGAUACAGUCGGGGAUCCUCGUUCUCGACGGCAGGUACCCUCCCAUCCUCAUGGCCGCAAGAUGAAGGGCAAUAUCCACAUCCCUGGAAUCCGCGAUCGAGGGUCCGAGCAGUACGAGGGCUUGAUGGCGCGCUUGGGCUGGCGAUGCCGCGUCUGGCUUCUCGCUGUGGACUGUGUACCUGCCGUAAAUCCUAUACUAGCGCUGCAUCCUGACACCCUCCGCUUCAUCUGGUAUUUGGCGGACAUCAUUGCUCAGCGCUCGAUGCCUCUUGAGGAUGCGGCGUUUGGUCGGCACUUCGUGCCUGAUGACGGACCUGCUGCUGAGGUCUUGGCUCGCAAACGCGCCGCCACCUAUCAGCGCCUCACCAUGCAGCUUACGCUGGAAGCGCUCUUGUCUGGUGCGAGGCGCAUGACGCCCUUGCGGGCGCAAGCACUUCUCGAGCCAGAGGACAGCUCCUCCUCGGACUUUGUCGAGUCGCCCGAGGAGGAGUCUUCGCCGGAGGUCUCCGACUCCGAUGGGGGAAACACUUCGAGUGGCGCCGACGAUCGGCGCGGAGCUGGCGAGGCGUCUCCGUCCCUCACUGUGACGUCGGGUGCCUCCGGAGAGCUCGACACCACUGGGGUGCUUGCUGCUGCUUCUCGCUGUGGACUGUGUACCUGCCGGUUCAGCUAUGCCAUGACUACUCCUCCUCGAGCGUUCAUCCCUCUUGCCAUCUCGACGGACGGUACCCUGCAUCCUGACACCCUCCGCUUCAUCUGGUAUCUCGCGGACAUCAUUGCUCAGCGCUCGAUGCCUCUUGAGGAUGCGGCGUUUGGUCGGCACUUCGUGCCUGAUGACGGCCCUGCUGCUGAGGUCUUGGCUCGCAAACGCGCCGCCACCUAUCAGCGCCUCACCAUGCAGCUUACGCUGGAGGCGCUCUUGUCUGGUGCGAGGCGCAUGACGCCCUUGCGGGCGCAAGCACUUCUCGAGCCAGAGGACAGCUCCUCCUCGGACUUUGUCGAGUCGCCCGAGGAGUCUUCGCCGGAGGUCUCCGACUCCGAUGGGGGAAACACUUCGAGUGGCCCCGACGACCGGCGCGGAGCUGGCGAGGCGUCUCCGUCCCUCACUGUGACGUCGGGUGCCUCCGGAGAGCUCGACACCACUGGGGCUGCUUGUCUGCGCGGCUUCGCGCUUGGGCUGGCGCUGCCGCGUCUGGGUGCCAGCAGUGCUGCCCUGCAUCCUGACACCCUCCGCUUCAUCUGGUAUUUGGCGGACAUCAUUGCUCAGCGCUCGAUGCCUCUUGAGGAUGCGGCGUUUGGUCGGCACUUCGUGCCUGAUGACGGACCUGCUGCUGAGGUCUUGGCUCGCAAACGCGCCGCCACCUAUCAGCGCCUCACCAUGCAGCUUACGCUGGAAGCGCUCUUGUCUGGUGCGAGGCGCAUGACGCCCUUGCGGGCGCAAGCACUUCUCGAGCCAGAGGACAGCUCCUCCUCGGACUUUGUCGAGUCGCCCGAGGAGGAGUCUUCGCCGGAGGUCUCCGACUCCGAUGGGGGAAACACUUCGAGUGGCGCCGACGAUCGGCGCGGAGCUGGCGAGGCGUCUCCGUCCCUCACUGUGACGUCGGGUGCCUCCGGAGAGCUCGACACCACUGGGGUGCUUGCUGCUGCGGCUGCGGCGUCGCCGCCGUCACGGGCGGUCCUCGGCUACCGCUGA
Messenger RNA from Guillardia theta CCMP2712, 1725 nucleotides. RefSeq lists its product as hypothetical. Bases 1 to 1725 code for a protein of 574 amino acids. NCBI's taxonomy places the organism in Eukaryota, Cryptophyceae, Pyrenomonadales, Geminigeraceae. The record is from RefSeq and is a predicted model, not a curated record. The transcript has 7 exons.